AUGGCCACGACUACCACGGCACCUGAAGCUCCUAUUUCAGAUCCCUUGGCUUCCUUGGACAUGGGCUAUGGACAGUCCAAACAUGCAGCUGAGCGCCUACUCACAGCCGCAAUUAAAGUGUCCGGCAUUCCGGUAUCCAUCAUACGGGUCUGCCAGCUUGGUGGACCUUCUCCUGGGAAGCCUGGUAAGUGGACUGACCAAGCUUGGCUCUCUGCUCUGAUACGCACGGUGAGGACUACGAAAUGCAUUCCCGAGAACGUCACAGCAAUUAACUGGGUUCCUGUCGACGUUGCUGCUGAGAUGAUACGGGACCUCAUUACCCGCCCAGUUCAACAGGAGGCGCAAUUUUACCAUAUCUGUCAUCCUAGACCACAACGCUGGGAGCUACUCGUCGACAUCCUACGUGAGUUUCUCGGCGUCGCGGAUACAGUGCCCCUAAAGGAAUGGACUAAGAAGCUUAGGGACAUUGAGGACCCAAGCGUCGAAGAUAUUGCUAGAGUGCCUGCGCUGACUAUGCUAGACUUUCUCGAGGAACUGGGUGAUGGGACAGAAUCUGCAACAUAUGCAACAGACCAGGCUAUAAGGUACUCGAAAACUAGCAUACCCGCCCUGAACGGGGAAAUGCUACGAAACUGGGUUAGUAGUUGGAACCUAUGA
This is a messenger RNA of Daldinia loculata, 657 nucleotides long. RefSeq lists its product as uncharacterized. NCBI's taxonomy places the organism in Eukaryota, Fungi, Ascomycota, Sordariomycetes, Xylariales, Hypoxylaceae. The transcript has a single exon. The record is from RefSeq and is a predicted model, not a curated record. Bases 1 to 657 code for a protein of 218 amino acids.